CUGGUUUGAUAUCUGCUGCAGGUAGCCAAGACUUUUGAGUUUAGUUUGCAAAUAUGUUCUCAAUACCAUCAAGAUCUUGCAAAUAUGUUCUCAAUACACUUAUGCAGACUUUUCAAAGUAAAAAUCUUGCUCAUGCUGCCAAGGAGAGCACUGUUCCUAUACUUAUUACUGAGCUUUUGCUCUGGCUUCUAGAUGAAAGGGUUCCACGAAUGGAUGAUGGUAGUCAGCUUCUGAAAGCCUUGAAUGUUCUGAUGCUUAAGAUUUUGGUGAGUCUGCUUUUGGAAAUUUAGUGAUUUUAUUCUUGUGUCUUAACUAUAAUUGGUUGGUCAUAUUCUGCAUGUUCUAUAAUGCUGAUCGAACAACAUCAUUCGUUGUGCUCAUCAAUCUUUUACGGCCUUUGGACCCAUCAAGGUAGCCAUCUCCAACAGCAAAUGAGUCCCUAGCUGUUAGAAAUCAAAAGUUCUCCGUUGGUUGUGAAAUGUCUUAUCAAACUUACCAAGG
Molecule: messenger RNA, 501 nt
Organism: Ipomoea nil (Japanese morning glory)
Lineage: Eukaryota; Viridiplantae; Streptophyta; Magnoliopsida; Solanales; Convolvulaceae
Product: protein MOR1-like
Exons: 2
Coding region: 54-290 (78 amino acids)
Biological process (GO): mitotic spindle organization; microtubule polymerization; establishment or maintenance of microtubule cytoskeleton polarity
Cellular component (GO): microtubule plus-end; spindle pole; kinetochore
Molecular function (GO): microtubule plus-end binding; microtubule plus end polymerase activity
Source: RefSeq, a predicted model, not a curated record